This is a messenger RNA of Cavenderia fasciculata, 1284 nucleotides long. It is a transcript of the gene mgm101, whose product is annotated as mitochondrial genome maintenance protein. NCBI's taxonomy places the organism in Eukaryota, Evosea, Eumycetozoa, Acytosteliales, Cavenderiaceae. Bases 1 to 1284 code for a protein of 427 amino acids. Gene Ontology annotation, cellular component: mitochondrial chromosome; mitochondrial nucleoid. Gene Ontology annotation, biological process: recombinational repair; interstrand cross-link repair. The transcript has 2 exons. Gene Ontology annotation, molecular function: single-stranded DNA binding. The record is from RefSeq and is a predicted model, not a curated record.
AUGUUAACAAAUAAGAUACUAUCAAAUAAAGUAACUAGAAGUUUAUUGUUGGGUUAUGGUCAACGAUCUACUGCUUCUUCUGUUACAAGUUGCUUGAAUUACUCGACUGGUAAUGCAUCGUUUCAACCAAACUACAGCAACAAGACUGCUGCUACACCAUCAUCAUUCAAUAACAAUAACAACAAUAGUAGUACUAGUAACGCAAACAAACAACAACAAUCAUUAUUAAAUGAUGAAAGAUUCUAUAGUGAAGAAAAGUUUAUUGGGAUUGCAAAGGAACCAUUUGCAAAAGAGAUUAAUAAUAUCUUGAUGGGUGAAUUAGAUAGUCAAGAUAUCGAAAUUAAACCAGAUGGUAUCAUUUAUCUUCCAGAGAUUAAAUAUCGUAGAAUUUUAAAUCAAGCUUUCGGACCUGGAGGAUGGGCAUUAAAACCAUUUGGACCACCAGUAGUAAUUGAUGGUAGUCUUAUUAGACCAUAUGCAUUGUAUUGUAUGGGACGUUAUGUUAGUGAGAGUCUUGGAGAACAACCAUACGUCGAAGGAGGACAUUUGUCAUUUGCAACUGCCAACGAGGCCGCAAAGUCAAAUGCUCUUGUUAGAUGCUGCAAAGAUUUGGGUAUCGGUUCUAGUCUAUGGGAUCCAACCUUUAUCAGAGAAUGGAAACAAAACAAUGCCGAAGAGAAAUUCUACGUUCAUGUAAAGACAAAUGAUAAAAAGAAAUUAUGGACUCUAAAGGAUGGUUCAAAUCCAAUGGGUUAUCCAUGGAAAGAAGCUAAUAGUUUUGAUAAUCAACAACAACCACAACAAUCAUUUUCAUCUAGACAACCACAACAACCACAACAACAACAACAAUCACAACAACAAUAUUCUUCAUCAUCAUCUAUUUCUCAACCAAUUACAUCAGAAGAAAGACAAUUAGUAGUAGAAAAACCAACCCAAUUUAAUCCAAAUCAAGCUUCACUUAAUCAUCAACAAUCUUUACAAAUGGAUGAUACUUUACCAGUUGGUCCAUCUCCCUCCUCUCAAGCCUCUUCAAAUAAUAGUUCUACCAAUGAUUAUGUCAAUUCUGAAGAGAUUGAUAUUGAUUCAAUUGUUCCACCACAACUUAAAAAAUAUGCUGGCAAGACUUGGAGAGAGGUUGUUCAAGACCCAAGAGGAGUACAAUAUAUUGGAUGGGCAUCUAGAGAAAUGAAAGGACGUGUUCAAUUACAAGCUCAAGCCAUCUUUGAUUUUAUUCAACAACAUCAAGAACAACAACAACAACAACAACAAGGUCAAGGUCAAUAA